CAAAGUUAACGUCACGUCAAGCUAGCUAUCAGCUGAAGAAGCUUGUCCUAAAUAUUAUGAACAUGUCAACUACAGAGGAAGACACAGAGAUGACCAUUCCAUGUGUGGCCAUCACGAGUUGUGACAGCGGUUUUAAAGAAGAAGAGCUGAUAAAACAGAUUCUCAGUACGAAGACUUUACCUGAGCCGAUCAAGCGAGAGGAAACAGUAGUGUGGUAUCCGUGGACCAUCAACAAUAAAUAUUACACAGCGGAUGUCAGGCUAUGUGUUGUACCGAGCACUUUUCAGAUGUCAUCAGAGAUUGCUCAGUCGAUGCAGGCUUUCAUCGCCUAUUUUGACAGCACAGUGGAGGAUGGUCUGGAAAAACUAAAUCCCUGGAUAUCUGUGGUGGAAGAUCUUGCUCCAGAGGUGCUCAUUCUGGUGUGUGACAGAGUCUGUGAAAAUGGGGUGACCAGACAUGAAGCACAACAGUGGUGUUUGGCUCAUGCAUUUGAACUGGUGGAGCUCAAUCCGCAGGAGCUGCCAGAUGAAGAUGAUGACUUUCCAGAAUCUACAGGAGUAAAGAGAAUUGUCCAGGCUCUCAAUGCCAACGUGUGGUCCAGUGUAGAGAUGAAGGAUGGGCACAAUCAGGGCUUUGGUCUGAUGAGUAGUUUGGUGGCUGCCAGACACAACAACCCACACAGCUGUUCACAAGAGCCACAGUCUUCCACCUUGCCAGUAGAGGGCUCACUUGUUAAUGAGGACACUAGCCAUACAGAAAGUAGUGCAAACACAGACACACAGGGAGACACAGUAGUUGAUGCUAUGACUGAUUUGGACAUUCAGGAACUCGCUAAUCUCACAGCUGGAGAUGCAGAUGUGGAUAACUUUGAACGUCUCUUUACCAAAUUAAAAGAGAUGAAAGACAAAGCUUCUUCAUUACCUCAUGAGCAGAGAAAGGUUCAUGCAGAGAAGGUAGCAAAAGCGUUUUGGAUGGCCAUCGGCGGUGAUGACGAUGAGAUAGAUGGCUUAUCAUCUGGUGAGGAAAGCUAAAAGUAGCUACCUGUGACUCAGCCUCCCUUCUCCUGGUCCUCCUCCUUUCCUGGGCCUCCCACAAGAUCCAGCGCCCUUUGACUUGCUUCUUGCACCUGGAAAGUGGAGAUGCUUACAGAUGGUGCUGUAGGCACAGUCAUGUUUAGAAACUUUUGAUUCUUAAUAUAAAAUGAUUCCAAUACCGAUGUGUAGAGAGAAGAUACUUUGAAUAGGGCGAGAGGAGAUCCAGCUGAUGGCCCUGAUCCUCAGUCCUCUCCCCUGGGUCCCUUGCUUUGCUACGAGCCCCAAAUGAGCGUCAACACACGAUGCCGUCGCAGGUGGAAAAACAAGAAAAUGAUGUGGGCUUUGAUUUAUGUGUAUGUCCCUUAGGUACAGUUGUCACAUAUAUGUGCAAGUGACAUAAUGUGCCUUAUCCUUAGAAGAGUUGUAAGACAUUUAAUGCGCAUUCUGUUCAAUCAACAUAAAGACUUGUGAUUUUAAUUUUUUUUGGCUGUUUUGCAUAUUUUAUUGUGAACACAAGACUGUUGGACUACAUCUCAUGCUAAUUAAGAUUAAGAAAAAUACACGCACCAGAAAAACAGCAACACCUGUGUGCAAUAAUGGAGCAUCUCUAUAGUAAAUAAAAUGUUCAGUGGCAGUGCUGUAAUGGACAACAUUAUGCUGAAAGGUGUUUUAAGGCUUUUUCUCUUUGCAGAACUGUAAAAGAUUAUCUUACAAUAUGCCAUCCAACAAAAUAUCAACACAAACUACACCCUCAAAAACUGCCCAGUGGUUGACUCAUCUAGAAUUGUCUUUCCCUUUUAAUCCUAAGUAUAUUGGCUUGAUUUCUCUUAAACAAAUGGUGAGAAGCCAAUGAGCGACAAAAGAAGAACU
Plectropomus leopardus (leopard coralgrouper) is the source of this 1904-nucleotide messenger RNA. It is a transcript of the gene aagab, whose product is annotated as alpha and gamma adaptin binding protein. The record is from RefSeq and is a predicted model, not a curated record. Lineage: Eukaryota; Metazoa; Chordata; Actinopteri; Perciformes; Serranidae.